This is a messenger RNA of Agrilus planipennis (emerald ash borer), 878 nucleotides long. Its product is annotated as gamma-interferon-inducible lysosomal thiol reductase. Gene Ontology annotation, molecular function: oxidoreductase activity, acting on a sulfur group of donors, disulfide as acceptor. The record is from RefSeq and is a predicted model, not a curated record. NCBI's taxonomy places the organism in Eukaryota, Metazoa, Arthropoda, Insecta, Coleoptera, Buprestidae. The coding region runs from base 134 to 805 and encodes 223 amino acids. The transcript is spliced from 4 exons.
GUGACUCAAGCUCUCUUUAAUUAAAUAAUGUUAACGUUGCGCUUCACAAUGCUUCAUUAAACAAUUAAUGUUGAAAUAGACGAUAAAGUGAAAUUAAUCGUAACCAAUCAUUUUUUUUUUUCAUUUCGAGACAAUGAUUAUUCUCUACAGUUUAGUGUGUUUGUUGUUCGACUCCGGAAGUUCUGUUAUAAUAAAGGAGGUAAAUGGCAAACUACGAGUUUCAAUUUACUAUGAGGUUCUAUGCCCUGACAGCAGUCGUUUUAUAAGGGAACAAUUUUAUCCUACUUAUAAUAAAUUAUCGCCAUUUCUAGACGUUGACUUUGUCCCCUACGGAAAAGCAAGAAGAUGGAUGACUCGCGAUGGAAAAUGGCAAUUCAAAUGUCAACAUGAUAAAGCAGAAUGCGUCGGAAAUAAAAGAGAGGGUUGUGUUUUAUAUCAAACACUUCCUGAUUUCAAAAAAUCAAAGUUUGUUUACUGUGAUUUUGGUCACUCAUCUCCAGGUUCUUCAAAGAGUGUGAAAGAGUGCACUGGUAAAGUUAACGCAUCUUGGAGUUUUGUUAAAAGCUGUAUGGACUCACCAAAAGGCGAUGAAAUUUUAGCUCAUUUUGGUGAUAUUACAGACGCCUUGAGUUCACCUCUGUCUUAUGUUCCUGCUAUAGCAAUUAAUGGGUUUUAUAGUCCUUCCAUGUCUAGAGAUUUGGAAUUUAACUUUUUCGACACCAUUUGUUCAAUGUUUGAUAAUAAACCUGACAAAUGUAUAUCGAAUGCAACCAAAUUUAAGCCGAAGAAGAAACAUGUAAUGUAAUAUUUGUGCUUCAUAUUUUUUUUUUUUACUAAAUAGGCUAGUUUGAAAUAAAUAUAAUUAUUUCAUAUUCAUA